AUGGAGAAGCCCAUCCCGUUCUACACCAUGCACGAGAUGGAGGCAGCCAGUCCAUCUUCCUCGCGCGAAACGCAGGAAUGGAAGAAAUCCCAUACCGAUUCGGGGGUUGAGUCCAACGACCGACUGGACCCGAGAAACUGGUCCUCGGCGCGGAAGACCCUGCUCUUUGUGUCACUGAUGAGCAGCUCGCUGCUGGCAGAUGGGGCAAUGGUUUGGGGUGGCACGCUGGUCACGGAGCAGGCCAUGGACUGGAAGAUCUCAAUUACUCAUUCGGCGACGAGUAUGAAUUAUGGCAUUCUGCUGCAGGGAUUUGGAGGCGUAUUUGCUGUGCCGCUUAUUGAGGCAUAUGGUCGCUUGCCGAUCUGGCUAUGGCCCCAAGUGAUUACCAUGUUCAUGGUGCUGGGCGCCACCCUCUCUAAUGACUGGGCUACCUUCACGGCGUUCCGCUCUUUGCAGGGUCUGUUCGGGACGGUGCCUCAGGUCAUUGGUCUUCCGAUCAUUCAUGAUAUGUAUACCUCGGCUGAAUGGCCGCGGAUGAUCAACAUUUGGGGUACCACAUUCCUGGUCGGGCCUUUCCUUGGUCCCGCGAUAGCAGGUUAUAUCGGCGCAGGGACAGACUGGCGCACUUCAUUUGGUGUUUUGACAGCCAUCUAUGGCGUGUCGACGCUCAUGGUGAUUCUCUUUGGGUAUGAGACGUACUAUGCCCCUGGGCGAAAGAUGCCCAGUCAGUCACGCCUGGCAUCUUAUUUCGGUGUUGGCAACACCAAUCUCCCCAUAGGAAAAACCUUGGUAUAUUGGUGUCGCACAGUUGUAGCUUAUGUGUUCAAGUUCCCGCUGUUGAUGACCGGUAUUGCAACCAUGGUGACCUUUACCUGGCCAAUUGGCAUCACAACCACAAUCGAUGCCUUCCUGCAUAGCCCCCCGUACUCGUUUGACACGAUCGAGGCAUCAUCGAUGCGAUUCGCAGGUGUCAUCGGAGCUUUAUGUGGUUGGGCAUGCGGCCACUUCUUCAACGGCUGGAUAUUCAAACGCCACAGCUCAUCAUGGCGAACCGAGCUGCGCCUUCAUGGCGUUUGGCUCCCCAUGGGAAGCAUGGCCUGCGGCUUAAUGACCUAUGGACUAACGAUGCACUUCGGCAAGCACUGGAUAGGAGUAGCCGUAGGCUGGGCCAUGGUGAAUAUUGGCAUGGUAGCCACCGUUGUCGCCAUCUCAUCCUAUGCAUUGGAAACAUUCCCGCAACAGGCGACUUGUGUCUCAGCCAUUUUGAACAUGUGGCGCACGUGCGGCGGAUUUGCGGUGGGAUAUUUCCAACCUGCAUGGAUUCAGCGGAAUGGGACCGGCUUGGUUUUUGGAACACAGGCUGCUAUCCUUUGUACUGCUGUUGUGUUGACUAUCACUCCCGUAUUGGUGUGGGAGCGGAGAAGGUCGCGAAUGGCUACCGAGGCCAAUGCUGGUCCUUGA
This is a messenger RNA of Penicillium bovifimosum, 1461 nucleotides long. Its product is annotated as putative MFS transporter. Bases 1 to 1461 code for a protein of 486 amino acids. The record is from RefSeq and is a predicted model, not a curated record. Gene Ontology annotation, biological process: transmembrane transport. Gene Ontology annotation, molecular function: transmembrane transporter activity. The transcript is spliced from 9 exons. NCBI's taxonomy places the organism in Eukaryota, Fungi, Ascomycota, Eurotiomycetes, Eurotiales, Aspergillaceae.